Molecule: messenger RNA, 1419 nt
Organism: Suillus plorans
Lineage: Eukaryota; Fungi; Basidiomycota; Agaricomycetes; Boletales; Suillaceae
Exons: 3
Coding region: 1-1419 (472 amino acids)
Source: RefSeq, a predicted model, not a curated record
AUGAUUAACAAGGACUUUGAGUCCAAAUCAUUCAAUCGACUCGAACGUGUGCGCGGCUACACCAAAGUCAACAAGCGGAUUGAUAUGCGUGCAGGGCGCAUCACGGAUCAAAAUUCAUUCCUUGUUGGCAAUCUUUUUGUUACUAUCCUUUGUAUGGCUCGCAUUCUUUCUAUCGCCAUACUUCGUUCGACAGGACUGUUCCUCAACGAUGUUUCUCGUGCUUCAAUCAAUAUUACCACCAUGAAAGCUUCACCCACUACUGCUAAAAUCUCUGGGCAGCUCCUCACUGUUGUUCCCACUCGUCCUUCGACUAACCCACAAGUUCCUACUUCAUUCCUCUGGGAUGGAGGAUAUGUCAAGACUCAGUCUCCCAUUCCGGGCACCUCAGGAUCUACAGAGCACGUCAUUAUUGUUAAUGUCCCCGGGUUCCUCAUGGAACCCAUCAAUCCCGAGCCAACCUUCAUUCGACUUGGCCAUGACGUCAAUAGUGAUCAUUUUUUGGAGAUCAAUGGGGGUCAGACUACCUGGCAAGUACCACACGAUGCCCUUGUAGCCGCAUGCGAGCUUUUAUGGGCGAAGGCACUUGAGGCAAAACUCCCUCUCAAGUCUAUUGCUUGCGUGAACCCAUCAGACGCCAACUCAUUUCCGUAUCAGCUUUCUGAUGGAACAUCCGCUGUCAUCUCCGUCAAAGCAAGCAAUCUGCUUGCAGCAUCUGAAGGCAAGCGGAUCACUAUUUGCCCACUCUGCGAAGCGAAGGUUCCCAAUAUGCGCUCUCAUAUUGGCCAGCACAUUCUGUGUGCAUUGAGCAACACACCAGAGAAUGUCAGUUUGAAGGAACCGGUCGGCAGUGUGCUUCCUUGCGGUUUUUGCGGCCGCUCUGGACUACCAGAGUGUUCUAUCACCAUCAAAGUCCCUGCCAAUGGCCCUCCGGUCUGGGAGACGAAGUGUAUCUACCAGCAUACCUUCAAGUACGGAUUUGCGGAGACAGGCUCCAAGAACAAACCUUGCCGGAAUGUUCCCCUCAAAUGUGCUCUUUGUCACCCUACUCUCCCUCCUGAACCUGGAAAGUCAACCUGCAGGACACCAGUCGUCUCUGUCGACGCUGUCUGGAGGUACAACAUGGUCGACCACAUUCUCAAUGGGCACGAGGAGUACUCUGUGCCUGGGCAUAGAGUGUCUGGCGUCGCCUUGCUGGCGGUGGUCUGGGAGAAUAUCAGGCUGACUGACCUUGAACAGACCGCCGCUCGAAUUCAGAAAGAGCAUUGGCAAGUAGGACAGGAGGGUGACAAGGAGAAUGUCCCAUCAUCUGGUUCCCGCACAAGAAAACGUCCUGGUCUUGAAUCGGCCGCAUCCCUACCCUCGAAACGACCUCAUACCUCUGUCCAACCACUUCAGUUUGCACGUACUUUAAUUGCAUAG